ACAUUUUUUGCAAAAAAGAAAAAGGUGAUGAAACUAGUGAAAUAAAAAGUAUACUAUAAAAAAGUAAACAUGUCUUAUUGAUAUUGUAAAAAUUGUUAACCAAAACGAUAAACUAAGUAAAUUAAAUUACCAAAUAAACCAACACAAACUGAAAAUUGUUCAGUAAGACUGCUGGAUAAUGUUUGAGAAGAAUAUGGAUGCCAACAAUCUAUCGGUCUCCAUCAGCGGGGACUUGGAUUCCACCAGUUCCGGCGGCACAUCCUCGGAUCACUCGGCUGUCCAGCAGGACAACCUCAGUUCACCGAUGGCCUACGGAUCACUCUUCCUUCCAAAUUCUGGUUAUCGUGGAAACCUGUCCUGCAAAACAGUUCUGCAACUGGAUAAAUUCGCACCCUAUGAGGGGGCGGAAAAGGAUCAUCUGCUGGAGCGACGGUUCCAGGACAUCACCAACGACUAUGAUAAGUCGCCGCCGCCCACCGCCUCGACCACGCCCACCCACUAUCCCAGCCUGAAUAGCAUAAUAUUCGAGAAUGGUAGUGGUGGCAAUCUGGGGGAUCUCAAUGGGAACACCAAGACGGAUUCCUUGUGCGGUGGCCUGCAGAGAAGUGCAGGUGGAUUGGGUGGAAAUCCCGGCAGUGGUGGCCACCUCAUCUCCAAUCUCACAGCCGUCCACAACAUGUCCGCAGUGAGCAACUUUCCCACCGAUGCCAAAAUGCUGCUGUUCUCCACAGAUCAGAUCCAGUGCAUGUGCGAAGCCCUGCAGCAGAAGGGCGACAUCGAAAAGCUGACCACCUUCCUCUGUAGCCUGCCGCCCAGCGAAUUCUUCAAAACCAACGAGAGUGUCCUGCGGGCCCGCGCCAUGGUGGCCUACAACCUGGGCCAGUUCCACGAGCUCUACAACCUGCUGGAGACGCACUGCUUCUCGAUGAAAUACCACGUCGACCUGCAGAAUCUCUGGUUCAAGGCGCACUACAAGGAGGCAGAAAAGGUGCGCGGACGUCCCCUUGGAGCGGUGGACAAAUAUCGACUGCGGAAGAAGUACCCCCUGCCCAAGACGAUCUGGGAUGGCGAGGAGACGGUCUACUGCUUUAAGGAGAAGUCGCGGAAUGCUCUGAAGGACUGCUAUCUCACCAACCGGUAUCCCACGCCCGACGAGAAGAAGACGCUGGCCAAGAAGACGGGCCUCACGCUCACCCAGGUCUCCAAUUGGUUCAAGAACCGUCGUCAGAGGGAUCGCACGCCCCAGCAGAGACCUGAUAUUAUGUCGGUGCUGCCUGUGGGCCAAUUGGAUGGAAAUGGCUUCCCGCGCAUGUUCAAUGCCCCAAGCUAUUAUCCCGAAACGAUUUUCAAUGGGCAAUAAACUGCGAUCCAUGCGAGGCUGUUUUUUCGUGUAAAUAAAGCGUAAUGCGUUUUUAUGUUAGGACAAAAGCAAAUGGAAAACUGGUCAUCAAAUGGCACAUCUUCGUUAGCUUUAGAAUAAACUAAUUUUUGCUUUAUGUAUUGUACAAUACUAAUAAUAAACAAAUGGUAGUAGAUCAAUAAA
Molecule: messenger RNA, 1543 nt
Organism: Drosophila suzukii
Lineage: Eukaryota; Metazoa; Arthropoda; Insecta; Diptera; Drosophilidae
Gene: Six4
Product: homeobox protein six4
Biological process (GO): regulation of transcription by RNA polymerase II
Cellular component (GO): transcription regulator complex; nucleus
Molecular function (GO): RNA polymerase II cis-regulatory region sequence-specific DNA binding; DNA-binding transcription factor activity, RNA polymerase II-specific
Source: RefSeq, a predicted model, not a curated record